This is a messenger RNA of Prinia subflava (tawny-flanked prinia), 757 nucleotides long. RefSeq names its product TRPM8 channel-associated factor 2-like. Gene Ontology annotation, biological process: positive regulation of protein targeting to membrane. The transcript has 2 exons. The record is from RefSeq and is a predicted model, not a curated record. NCBI's taxonomy places the organism in Eukaryota, Metazoa, Chordata, Aves, Passeriformes, Cisticolidae. The coding region runs from base 1 to 522 and encodes 173 amino acids. Gene Ontology annotation, cellular component: plasma membrane. Gene Ontology annotation, molecular function: transmembrane transporter binding.
AUGAAAGGGAGCCGAAACCCGUGCUGUCCCGGGCUGCGGAGUCCGGACGACGACUCCCAACCACAACGUGGCUCCUGGGUCGUUUCCCAUGAAGGAAUCCUGAAGAGCCCCAAGUUCUCCCAGUUCCUCAGAAAUGCCUUGGAGUGGCUCAAGCCUUGCCCCGAGGCCCUGGUUGGGGUUCAUCCUCGGCUGGAUUCCCUGUCCCAGGUGCUGCUCGGGGCUGGCACCCGAGUGCAGGUGGGAGCGGGGCCCAGCCCAUCCAUGGGGGUGUUCUGUAUGGACGCCUACGACAGCUCCCAGGCCAAAGGCAUCGUGGACUUUGUCAAAGGGGGUGGGGGGCUGCUUGUUGGAGGCCAAGCCUGGUACUGGGCCAGUCAGCACGGCAAGGAGAAGGUGCUGUUCGAAUUCCCUGGGAACCAGGUGACCAGCGUGGCUGGCGUGUACUUCACAGGAAACACCGUGGAAAAAGGCAUCUUCAAAGUGGCCAAGAAGAUUCCCAAGAUCCCAUUAGUUGUUCCGUGAGUAUCUGAACUGCUCUCUCUUUAAACCACCAGUGAGGUUAUGCAAGUGAGUUGUUUGUAGAAGAUUUGGGAGGUCAGAGGUGAGGGUGAUGGUGAAUACUGGUUCUUUCAUAACCAGGAUGGAAUUGUUGCCUUCCAACUUAAAGGGGACCUUCCCAUUCUUUGGAAUUGGAAAGAAUGCUGUUUCCAACUGCUUCCAGGGAAGUAGGACCAGGUCCAGGGAAUCCAUUCUAAGA